AUGGCCCUUAUAAGCAUAGAUUCUUUACAAUCCGCACAGACGUUGGCUCGCACAGGACUUCCUUACCCGCCAGAGGGACUUAUCGUCCAUAUCUCCAACGAAGAGCCAGUAUUGGCGGACAUUGAAGCCUCGUUCCGGGAAGUACGCACUUCGCAAGCGGUGCUGGGUCCCGCACUGCGGCUGUCUGAAGCUCUUACGCUGCACCAGACGCCCUUGAAUGAAUACUUGCAUGAUUUAUCCGAGGCGCUUCAAAGCAUCCUCGAGAGAUGCAGGAGCUCCCUAACGCACUUCGAACAUAUCCUUCCUGACUUCCCUUUGCCGGUUCACUGUCUCCAUGCACUCAAUUCGGCCGAACUUGACAACCUGCGGUCGAUCUCCGUGCAGUGGUCCGUAACAGCUCGAAGAGACCACGAGGGGAAAGGCUAUCCUCUGAUUACCGAAGAACAACGAAGCAAUACCAUGGCCGACUUCUUCUCAGCUUUACACGCGAUUGUGGAGCGUUACUCGGAGAUGCUCGAAAUUUUGAGAAUAUCCAUGCCAUCCAUGGGCUAUCCGUUAUUUAAUUCACUUCAAACUUCCAUUCAGAGCGAUUUCUGCAACCCAUCAUUGGCGCCGCGACUCCGCGUGCUCGACCUUACCCAUACAGCGCCUGGAUUAGAACAACUGCUCGAUAUCUUGGCCGCCAGGGCAACCGCCCUGGAACACAUCAUUGUAGACCAAGGGGCAGAUUUCAGUGGGAGCGUGGACUGUGAAGAUUCAGACGAAGCAGACGAGGAGCCCAACGGCUGGUAUCUCGUGGGCAGGCAUCUAGCACUCCUUCGAUCCAAGCACGGAGAUGGAUACGCCCUGCGCUCGCUAUGCGCGUCAAUGACUGAGAAGACGGGACACCUUGCGCUUUUCCCGUCCCGGCUGACCCGAGAUGAGCUCAGAGAGAAACUGAGCUCAGGAGCUGCAGGUUCGCUUGCGCAGGGUGCGACGGAUGAAGCCAUGAAAUGGGUCCAGGAGACCUUGGUCGUGUGCGUGGCGUGGCCGCACUUGGCUGCGGUAGGGAAUGUUGACGAGGACGCGAAGUUACAUGCUGAAGGAUGCGGGCACACCAGUGGAUGGGGAACUCUGCAGCCUUCCGCUGUCUGGUCGCCUGAGCUCCGUGAAUUUCAGCUUCUCCGCAAUCCCCAAGUAUUGUGA
Messenger RNA from Gloeophyllum trabeum ATCC 11539, 1185 nucleotides. RefSeq lists its product as uncharacterized. NCBI's taxonomy places the organism in Eukaryota, Fungi, Basidiomycota, Agaricomycetes, Gloeophyllales, Gloeophyllaceae. The record is from RefSeq and is a predicted model, not a curated record. The coding region runs from base 1 to 1185 and encodes 394 amino acids. The transcript has a single exon.